Sycon ciliatum is the source of this 2440-nucleotide messenger RNA. RefSeq names its product transcription initiation factor TFIID subunit 8-like. Gene Ontology annotation, molecular function: protein heterodimerization activity. Gene Ontology annotation, biological process: transcription initiation at RNA polymerase II promoter. NCBI's taxonomy places the organism in Eukaryota, Metazoa, Porifera, Calcarea, Leucosolenida, Sycettidae. The coding region runs from base 69 to 920 and encodes 283 amino acids. Gene Ontology annotation, cellular component: transcription factor TFIID complex. The transcript is spliced from 6 exons. The record is from RefSeq and is a predicted model, not a curated record.
UGUCAUGUAAAUGAACAAGAGUGUUUUCUAGUUAUUGAAAGGCUGGUGUGUCCUCCAGUGUCUCGACAAUGGCCGCCCAGAAGGACGUGUCCCAGGCCACGAGGCGUCGCACAGCGCUAAACGUCGCCGUGGCGGCCCUGGCGGCGGAGGCAGGAUUUCAGCGAGUGGAAAAGCUUGCACUGGAAACCCUGACAGAGAUGCUACAGAGCUACAUCAUGGAGCUUGGGCGGUCGGCACACUACGGCUCGGAGCUGUCUUGCCGCACCCGGCCAAACGUCUUCGAUGUGGAGCUUGCCCUGGCCGACAUGGGAGCCGACAUUGGUGGUCUGCGCAAGUAUGCCUUCAGACCCAAGCGGCUGGCCGUAAACAAACAAAAUCGUUUGCUACCGUCGACACAGCCGAAGACGUUACGCGUCGGCAACCAGCGUCCUCACCCGUCCCACAUUCCCAGCCACUUGCCCGCUUUCCCCGACCCGCACACCUAUGUGCGCUCGCCUGCCUACCGCAAGCCGGUGGUGGACCACGCGUCCAUCCGUGAAAAGAUCGCUUCACAACAGCAGCAGACGCGCCAGGCACUUACUAAGUUCAUGGUGAAGACACGGCCGGCGGAUCCGUUCUCCGUACCCGGAUCCACAACGCCGCUUGCCUCGGUGCUCCAGCCCGACAUGCCCACCGAGGCACCCUACUUGAAAGCCAUCAUGCCGUGUGACGAGGAUAACGUCGAAGUGCCCCCGCCACCGCCACCGCCAACAGCUGACUUGAGCAGAGAUGACGCUGAGGCAGCGCAGGGCGAGGACAGUUCAGAGUCGAGCGUCGUCGAACCGCCGGAGGAGCACAAUCCGUACCUGGUGCCGGCGAAGAAGCGACCCCAACUCAAAGCAGUCCUGUCCCUGUCCAAGCAGAAAAUUCGCAUUCGGUGAGGGAAUGGGAGAGAGAGAGAAGAGGUGCCGUUAACCGCUGGUGUUGUCUUGGCAUAGUUAUGUUGGCACUGGAAGUAGCUCUCGAAUUGGCUACUGGCUGAUGUGUGACCCUGCAUAGCUCGCCAUGUGUUUCUCGACUUUCUCCUGUUCCUGUGGACUAGAAACACCGUUCCAUGUGAUCAGCAUGCUGGGAUGUUCUGUACUAGCCUGAGUUGAACGCUGCUCUUCUCCGUCGGGUCAGCAGCUGCUGGUAUUGCCGAAUGCCAGUCAGGAAUAGAACAAGAGACAGAGCACGUCGGUGUAAGCUUGCACGUGACUGGCUGCGAUGCAGGAGGUACACUUUCCGUGCUGCUCCUCAACAUGCCAUCCAUGGUUGCUGGCAGAACACGUUCGCACGUUUCCAGCCACCCGUCUCUCUAGUCCCGUGCUGAAUGUCAGUUCUAAGCCGCUCGUCCCACGGGCCAUGUCCUCCGCUGGAAUCCCAAUGCGGUGAGACGCCGCCAGUAUUUAUGUGCAGUGUGCGUGCUGGCGUCGCAACAUCUACUUGAUGGGUGACGAUGGGACGUUUUCACCGUGUGCUUCAUCCUGAACUUAGCAAGUUCUUGGGCUGCUCUUGGAGGAAGCAAUUUUUAUUCACGGUUCAAUUGACUCGCUAGAACGGCGCCAGGCCAUUCUUUCGAAUUUAUCUGCGUGCACAACGGACACUGUGUCCAUGCUAGACUUGUGUGCGUUGCUCUCGAACUGCUUGCUGCUGCCCACAGCUGCAUGCACUGCGGCCGAGUCUCCGCUGAGUUGCGGUGCAGCGCUCGUGUGUGUGUGUGUGCAUGUGUGCCAUGCUCAUGUGUGCAUGGUUCUUAGCUGUUUGAGUCCAGUGUGUCUCGGCAGGUUUCUUAUCAAUCGAAUCUGUGAUUACGUAACAGACUCUCUGUACUAAUGUAGUAAUGUUCACAACCCAGUGACUGUAAGGGCACACCUUUGUUUCUUCUGUUGGUAGAGGUGCACAUACCAGGCCUAUAAUCAUUUUGACCGACGACAUUCAAUGACUAUGACAUAAUUAUUACGGUGUGUUGUUGUUGUUGUGCAUGCUUUGAGCUUGCUGCCGAUGCUGAACUAUCUUGCAUAAUGCUGAUGUCCGUGCUGAACUAUCUUGCAUAAUGCUGAUGUCCGUGCUGAACUAUCUUGCAUAAUUAUGCCGAUGCGCUGUGCGCCGGCCGUUGGAUUCUGUUCCUACGUCUCUGGCCACUCACUCUCCAGGACUACGGUCAUAGUGUUAUUUUUUCUACUGUAUAACAAGUAGCUCGACAGCUUGACGACCUUCUUGGCUGUUUGAAAACUGUCGGUACCGGUACCCAUGUGGUAUCAAUUUUUUGAUUUCUCCCCUCCCCCCCCCCCCCCCCACCGAAAGUUGCGGUGUCCGCACGUCAGCGCUGACCUUCAUUAUUUCGCAUACUCAGUAGAUCUUGCUUUGUGCUCUUCUAGAACUCUGCCCCUGCUUGCUCUCUUGUUUUUUUGGCUUUGCA